This is a messenger RNA of Parus major (Great Tit), 2388 nucleotides long. It is a transcript of the gene HTR3A, whose product is annotated as 5-hydroxytryptamine receptor 3A. The record is from RefSeq and is a predicted model, not a curated record. Gene Ontology annotation, biological process: monoatomic ion transmembrane transport; nervous system process; signal transduction. Bases 256 to 1629 code for a protein of 457 amino acids. The transcript is spliced from 8 exons. Lineage: Eukaryota; Metazoa; Chordata; Aves; Passeriformes; Paridae. Gene Ontology annotation, cellular component: neuron projection; postsynaptic membrane; synapse. Gene Ontology annotation, molecular function: neurotransmitter receptor activity; transmembrane signaling receptor activity; extracellular ligand-gated monoatomic ion channel activity.
AGCACUGACAACCUGCACAGCACAGGAUGUCAGUAACAUAUUAGGUGAUGGUUCUGGUGUCCAGGCUUGUUCUCCGUCAGGAUGCUCCUAUUUAGGUUGGAUGGGAAACCCCAACUGGUGAGAGCAGGCAUCUGGCAGCAUCCCGCAGCGCAUGGCACACCCCAGGGUGAUGGCAGCUGCUGCCCCAGUGCGAGCAGCCUCCCUCACUCCCUCCCUUUCUCCCUCUGCUGAGCAGGUACCCAGCAUGGGGGAUGGAUGCCAGAGCCCUCCGAGCCAGCCCUGCAACGCCUGGCCCACCACCUCCUGGCACACUACCAGAAAGGUACCAGGCCUGUGCGGGACUGGCGAACGACCACUAACGUGGCCAUCGACCUCAUGGUCUAUGCCAUCCUCAGUGUGGAUGAGAAGAACCAGGUGCUGACCACCUACAUCUGGUACAGGCAGCACUGGACAGAUGAGUUCCUCAAGUGGGACCCAGCUCGCUUCGACAACCUGACGCAGAUCUCCCUCCCCGUAGAGAGCAUCUGGGUGCCCGACAUCCUCAUCAACGAGUUUGUGGAUGUUGGAAAGUCCCCACAUGUUCCCUACGUUUACGUCAGCCAUCACGGGGAGGUGCAGAACCUCAAACCCAUCCAGGUGAUGACUGCCUGCAGCCUGGACAUCUACAACUUCCCCUUCGACGUCCAGAACUGUUCUCUCACCUUCACCAGCUGGCUGCACCACAUUCGUGAUAUCAACCUCUCGCUGUGGCGUCAGCCAGAGCUCGUCAAGUUCGACCGAAGUGUCUUCAUGAACCAGGGCGAGUGGGAGCUGCUCUACAUCCUCAGCCACUUCCAGGAGUUCAGUGUCAAGAGCAGUGACAGCUAUGCUGAAAUGAAGUUCUACGUAGUCAUCCGGAGACGCCCCCUCUUCUAUACCGUCAGCCUGCUGCUCCCCAGCAUAUUCCUGAUGGUUAUGGACAUUGUGGGCUUCUACCUACCUCCCCACAGUGGUGAGAGGGUGUCUUUCAAGAUCACUCUCCUGCUGGGCUACUCGGUUUUCCUCAUUAUUGUAUCCGACACAUUGCCAGCUACUGCCGUGGGCACCCCGUUGAUAGGCAUCUACUUUGUGGUGUGCAUGGCACUGCUCGUCAUCAGCCUGACAGAGACCAUCCUGAUUGUGCGCCUGGUGCACAAGCAAGACCUGCAACCCCACGUCCCUGAGUGGGUGAAACACCUGCUGCUGGAAAGAGCCACCAUCCUGCUCUGUAUCCGGGACAGGAAGACACUCAGCCAAAGCAGGACACAAAGCCUGGACACCUCCAGGCAGGUGGAGAACAAUGACAGCACAGCCAAGCCGACCCCCUAUGUCUGUGAGGACCCCCGGGAGUGCGGGGCAGUGGGGGGCACGAGGUCUGCAGUGGCCUUUACUGGCCGGCCGGAGGGCUCGGGAGCGCUGCAGGAGGUCCUGCACGAGACCACGGCUAUCCGCCAGCUCCUGGAGAAACGGGAGGAAUUCCGUGAUGUCGCCCGUGAGUGGCUGCAAGUGGGCUACGUGUUGGACGUCCUGCUGUUCCGGGUGUACUUGGCAGCCGUCCUGGCUUACAGCAUCACUCUGGGCACCCUCUGGUCGGUGUGGAGGGAUGCCUGAGCAGUGCCCAUUAUUCAGGGCGGGGGACGGGGGACCUCGCUCUGGCGGGUUCUCCCUGGCUCUGGGAUUCUCCAGUGUCUGUCGACCCAGACGGGCGCAUCCCUCACGUCCCUCAGCUCCGCAGCGGGAAGGCGGAGCUGAGCAGGAGCCCCCCGGACCCCAUGACCCUGCCCAAACCUCUCUCCAGGCUUCCCCUGCCAACCCCGGGAGAGCCCACGGCCCGGCCCGGCCACGGCCGCGGCUUCAGCACCGCGGACAGCGGCCCCGCCGCCCGGCCCAGCAUCGGGGGAUCCCCAGCGCCCCAGGGGCAUCGCUGUCCUCGGCUGCCCUGCCCCUCACCCCGCCUGCUGCCUUUAUUCCCUACCCCGGCCAGCACACCUGCCCAGCAGAUCCCUACCACGCUUGUGCUCAGGAGUUUUAGCGAAGUGGGAGAGACGCAGUGUCCGGCCGCGGCCAGACGGGAUGUCAGCGGGACUGACUCCGAGAGCACGCGGUACCAGCAGAGAUGCGCGGGGCAGGAUUGCCAUCACACCUGCAGUAGGUGCCCAGCUCUAGCUGUCGAUCUGCCCCUGCCAGGACAGAAGCACAAGGCGAAGAGGAGAGGAAAGUGCUACAGAUGCCAUAAGGGCCCAUCCCAUGCUCUAGGAGCAUCUCUGCAUAUGGGCCUGCAGGUGACGGAGGACAGGUGGGUCGACACCACCUGGAUCUCCAACAUUUGCCCUCAAACCCACCAGCCCCAGAGCAAGACUCCCACUCACC